AUGGCGUCUCUACUUGGGAAGAAAGUGUUUGAAAUAAAUGGUCAGGGUCCCCCUCCGACAAAAGAUUUUUUUCAGCUCACUGUCACUAAAACUGAGGUGAUAUGGAGAUCGUGGAAGAUUUCUUUGCGGAUUGAAUUCAAGGGAGCUGCACCUGGAGAAAAUAAGAUGACCCACGAUGACUUUUUGCAUGAUGCCCGCAUGCAGCAACAGGUAGGUGUGGUGUUUGGCCAGCAGAUCCUACAGUACACCCAAGCUCUGUGCCAAGGGAACUUUGACUACCUGGAGCGCCUGCCCAAUGACCUACUGCUCCAAAUCCUGGCCUUCCUGGAACUGAAAGACGUAGCACAGCUGGCACAGACCACAAAGAGGUUCCACAAGCUCUGCAACUCGCCAGAGUUCUGGGAACAGACUGUGAGGGGUCGCUGUGAUGAGCUCACACCUGACAUGGAGGCCUUAGCCAACGCCAUGGGCUGGAGGAAGAUAUUCUUUGCCUUCUUCAACACCAAAGAGCACCAGGAGUAUGCACAGGGAGGUAGCUAGACACUUAAGACAGUGUUACUCCUCUCAUAAUAAAGAUUUGAGGAAAUGUUACUUUCUCUGCCAGUAGCACAAGAGUUAUUUAUUUGUAUAGUGUGUUGUCUCUGUGUUUAAAAUGCACUAAUCGAUUGAUCUAUGUUACGUGAAUGUGUAUUUCAGGACUUUUUUAAUUCUCUCUGCAAAAACAAUAAGUGCCAAAAGUUGGUUUCUGUCAUUGCAUUUGAUUUCUAAUCCAGUAUGUUGAAUGCACUAUUUACAAGUAAAGCCAUAAUAUUACUGAAUUAAUGCAUGUUGCAAAGGAAUUGUUGAUGUGUUUAUUAAAUGAGAGUUUAUUUGCCAAACACAAGUUAUAUCAGUAUGCUACUCUCUGGGUGUGACUGUGGAUGAUGUUCUUCAGUUGAAAUUAUACUUGGUAGUG
Oncorhynchus gorbuscha (pink salmon) is the source of this 955-nucleotide messenger RNA. It is a transcript of the gene fbxo36a, whose product is annotated as F-box protein 36a. NCBI's taxonomy places the organism in Eukaryota, Metazoa, Chordata, Actinopteri, Salmoniformes, Salmonidae. The transcript has 4 exons. The coding region runs from base 1 to 540 and encodes 179 amino acids. Gene Ontology annotation, molecular function: protein binding. The record is from RefSeq and is a predicted model, not a curated record.